AUGUGCUUAGAGUUUCACUCACGCACCGUGUGUUUUUCUUUUUCAGGGCGACAAGAUGAGCUUCCUGCUCCAAGAAACGAGGUAGCGGCCCUGGAGGUCGUGGUCGGCCCUGCACCUCUUCCUCUUCUUCCCUUACUUCGGCCUGUCGAUCCUGUACCUGCUGCCUUACCUUUGCCUCUCGAUCCUGUACCUGCUGCCUUACCUUUGCCUGUCGAUCCUGUACCUGCUGUCUUACCUUUGCCUGUCGAUCCUGCACCUAUUGCAGGUGACUUUCCUGUCGAUCCUGCACCUGGUGCAGGUGACCUUCCUAUCGAUCCUGCACCUAUUGCAGGUGACUUUCCUGUCGAUCCUGCACCUGGUGCAGGUGACCUUCCUAUCGAUCCUGCACCUGUUGCAGGUGAUCUGCCUCUUCUUCCCUUUCCUCUGCCUGUCAAUCCUGCACCUGUUGCAGGUGAUCUGCCUCUUCUUCCCUUUCCUCUGCCUGUCAAUCCUGCACCUGUUGCAGGUCAUCUGCCUCUUCUUCCCUUUCCUCUGCCUGUCAAUCCUGCACCUGUUGCGGGUCAUCUGCCUCUUCUUCCCUUUCCUCUGCCUGUCAAUCCUGCACCUAUUGCAGGUCAUCUGCCUCUUCUUCCCUUUCCUCUGCCUGUCCGUCAUCUUCCUAUUGCAGUAGACCACGCACCUCCAGGUGUCGACUACGCUCCCCCUGUCUGGCCAGGAAGAAAUAUACCAGGGAUGUUUCCCGUGCUGGUUGCGGCACCAGCUGCCUGGCAUCCACACGCUCCACCACCUAAUAGGCCCUUCAACUUCUUUGUCAUCAACCUGACAGCCAGGGACAUGAUGGACUUCCUCGGGCAGCAGCAGCAGGGACGGGGAGCGUUUGUGCCAGCACAAAGGAGAUACUUUGCUGAAGCAGACAGGAGACUGCAUCUCCCUCCUGUCCCUCCUCUCCCUCUCCCUCCUCCCCCUGCUCCUGCUGCUCCUCACGCCGGCGAGUCAGUGUUCAAGCGUAUAUGGGUGUGUGUAUCUUCGUUUGUUCGUUCAGUCUUAAACUUUUUUAAGUAAUUAUGAUGGUGUGUGUGUGUGUGUGUGUGUGUGUGUGUGUGUGUGUGUU
Molecule: messenger RNA, 1111 nt
Organism: Aplysia californica (California sea hare)
Lineage: Eukaryota; Metazoa; Mollusca; Gastropoda; Aplysiida; Aplysiidae
Product: vegetative cell wall protein gp1-like
Exons: 3
Coding region: 1-1062 (353 amino acids)
Source: RefSeq, a predicted model, not a curated record